ACCUAUUUUGUGAGUGUGGCCUUAUCUAUCCACUACACUUUCUCUAUCCCUGCCUCCCUCCCCUAGACAUACAUAUUCCUCCCUGCUUAACCACCGCCGUCUUCGCUUCCGCCACCGCCGAAGCGAGAUGGCUUGCUCUUCUUCCAUCAUAAGCGUCUCCUCCAUCUACCACCACCACCAACACCCAAGACCCACCUCUACUCCUCCGCCUCCACUCUCCCUCCCCUUCGCCGCCCAUUUCCGCCCCAAGCAGCUCGGCCACGGCGUCUCGAUUGUUGCUUCGGCGGUUGCGACAUCGAAUUCUUCAGUAUUGAGCGAAGAGGCAUUCAAGGGACUCGGCGGGUUCGGUCAAGACUCUCUGGAUGUCAGGGAUUACGACUCCGAAACUGAGGUUUCCAAGUUGUUGUCUGGAGAUGGUGGUGAAGACGAACUUGCUGUUUCCAAUUUAGGUCUUCCACAGAGACUCGUUCAGUCUCUCGAGAAUCGAGGGAUUACACACCUUUUCCCUAUUCAAAGAGCCGUGCUUGUACCGGCUUUGGAAGGUCGAGAUGUUAUUGCUCGCGCAAAGACUGGGACAGGGAAGACAUUAGCCUUUGCAAUACCGAUACUUAAACAGCUUACUGAAGAUGAAAGAAGUUCUCAGAGGCGUGGACAACUUCCUAGAAUGUUGGUCCUUGCACCCACUAGGGAAUUAGCAAAGCAAGUAGAGAAAGAGAUCAAAGAGUCUGCACCAUAUUUGAAUGCAGUUUGUGUCUAUGGAGGAGUUUCUUAUAAUACACAGCAGAAUGCACUUUCCCGUGGAGUUGAUGUGGUGGUGGGAACUCCGGGUAGAAUCAUUGAUCUAAUCAAGAGUGACAGCUUGAGACUGGGUGAAGUUCAAUAUUUGGUCCUUGAUGAAGCUGAUCAAAUGCUUGCAGUUGGAUUUGAGGAAGAUGUGGAAGUGAUUUUAGAAAAGCUUCCAGCAAAGAGGCAGAGCAUGCUUUUCUCAGCAACUAUGCCUGCUUGGGUAAAGAAAUUGGCAAGGAAAUACUUGGACAAUCCUUUGACCAUUGAUUUGGUUGGUGACCAAGACGAAAAGUUGGCAGAGGGGAUCAAGAUGUAUGCCAUACCGACCACUUCAACUUCAAAGCGUACUAUUCUUAGUGAUCUUGUAACGGUCUAUGCGAAGGGUGGGAAGACCAUUGUUUUCACACAGACAAAACGUGAUGCAGAUGAAGUCUCAAUGGCAUUGACAAGUAGUAUUGCUUCAGAGGCACUGCAUGGUGACAUAUCGCAACACCAGAGGGAGAGGACAUUAAAUGGCUUUAGGCAAGGGAAAUUCACCGCACUUGUUGCUACUGAUGUUGCAGCUCGGGGGCUUGAUAUCCCCAAUGUUGAUUUGAUUAUCCACUAUGAACUACCCAAUGAUCCAGAGACUUUUGUGCAUCGCUCUGGUCGCACAGGACGAGCAGGAAAAGAGGGUUCAACUAUUCUAAUGUUCACCAGUAACCAGAGGAGAACAGUCAGUUCUCUUGAGCGUGACGUUGGGUGUAAGUUUGAAUUUAUUAGUCCACCAUCUGUUGAAAAGGUUUUGGAGUCUUCAGCUGCGCAAGUGGUUGCUACCCUUAGUGGAGUUCAUCCCGAGUCUGUGGAGUUCUUCACCCCAACUGCACAAAAGUUAAUCGAAGAACACGGCACUGGUGCCCUUGCUGCUGCAAUAGCACAGCUGAGUGGUUUUUCCCGACCUCCAUCAUCCAGGUCUCUUAUUACACAUGAGCAGGGAUUGGUAACAUUGCAGCUGACACGUGAUUCGGGUCUUUCUAGAGGGUUCUUGUCUGCUAGAUCUGUCACUGGAUUCUUGUCAGAUGUUUAUCCUUCUGCCGCUGAUGAAGUUGGAAAAAUACACUUAAUUGCAGACCAAAGGGUUCAAGGAGCAGUUUUUGAUCUUCCAGAGGAGAUCGCAAAAGAGCUACUGAAUAGACAGAUACCACCAGGAAACACUAUUUCCAAAAUUACUAAGUUGCCUACUUUGCAAGAUGAUGGACCUCCAAGUGAUUACUAUGGAAAGUUUUCUAACAAGGAUAGGAGUUUCCGGGGAGGUUCAAGGGAACAAAGAGGUUUCAGAAGCUCACGUGGUCGGGGUCAGGGUUGGGGUCGGGGUCGGGGUCGGGAUUCUGACGAUGAUGAGGAUGUGUUUGGUUUUAGGCAUGGUGGUCAUGGUAACAACAGCGCUCGGAGCUCAAGAGACAGUGGAAAUGAUUGGCUAAUAGGUGGUAGGCAAUCUUCUGGGCGGUCAUCCUUUGGAAAUAGGGACAGAAGCUUUGGUGGUGCAUGUUUCAAUUGUGGGCGGUCUGGCCAUAGGGCAUCAGAAUGCCCCACCAAGAAGCAAAGCUAUUAGUUUUCGUGCCCUGUGCUGCUGCACCAGGUUUCCUUCAACUGCUUGUAAACAGAUGAGAGAUAACUUCUGUAACUCCAGCCACUUUUGCAACUGCUGCUGAGCAUUGACGUGAGAUACUGUGUCUCAAGUAGAGAGACCGUUUGAGAGGUCUGCAAGGUGGAAAAAAAGCUCCUGUGAAGAGUUGCAGACAAGCAGCUUCUGUGUCAUCUCCUGCAAACCUCACUUCACCAACCUCAUCUCCCAAUUUAUGUGAUAUUAUUGACAGGCCAAUUAUUUUGAUGUUUAAUUGGCUUCUGACCUUAUUUAAUGUUUGUGUGUUUUUGUUCUUUGCUUUUUCCUGCCAUUGGUUUUAACCCUAUGUAGACCUCAGUUUCAUUUCUAUAGAGCUGAUUUCAUUCUGCCAUGCAGACUC
Camellia sinensis is the source of this 2789-nucleotide messenger RNA. Its product is annotated as DEAD-box ATP-dependent RNA helicase 3B, chloroplastic. The record is from RefSeq and is a predicted model, not a curated record. NCBI's taxonomy places the organism in Eukaryota, Viridiplantae, Streptophyta, Magnoliopsida, Ericales, Theaceae. Gene Ontology annotation, molecular function: ATP binding; RNA helicase activity; zinc ion binding. Gene Ontology annotation, cellular component: cytosol.